This is a messenger RNA of Brassica napus (rape), 1113 nucleotides long. RefSeq names its product serine/threonine-protein kinase SRK2B-like. Bases 455 to 985 code for a protein of 176 amino acids. NCBI's taxonomy places the organism in Eukaryota, Viridiplantae, Streptophyta, Magnoliopsida, Brassicales, Brassicaceae. Gene Ontology annotation, molecular function: protein serine/threonine kinase activity; ATP binding. The transcript is spliced from 7 exons. Gene Ontology annotation, biological process: intracellular signal transduction; protein phosphorylation. The record is from RefSeq and is a predicted model, not a curated record.
AGUAGCUGUGGUGGUUUCAUUCUACAGGUUUCUGGCUUGGUAGGGCCUUGAACAGUAGUUGAGUUUUGUCGAUAAUGGAGAAGUACAAGGUGGUGAAAGAUAUAGGUGCUGGAUAUAUCGAAUUGGGUGGACUCAUGAGGGUCAAAAACUCCAAAGAACUUGUUGCCAUGAAGUUCAUCGAGCGUGGCUCAAAGAUUGAUGAGGACUUGGUAAGAGAGAUCAUGAAACAUAAAUCACUUCACCAUCCAAAUGUUAUCCGAUUUAAGGAGGUCAGUGAAUAAUUUUUUUUGUUAAAGCUUUGUACAUCAUUGGCAAUUUUUGGAAAGGUUAUGUAGUCAAAGUUAUACUAGUGUUGGUAACUGAGGUAAACCUCAUAGCUUUCAUCUUCCAUACUUUUGGGGGUUUCUGGCUUUCCAUACAAGUGGUGUCGACUCCAACCCAUCUUGCCAUUGUCAUGGAAUAUGCUGCUCGUGGUGAACUCUAUAAACAUAUAAGGAGAGCUGGAAGAUUCAGCGAGGAUGAUGCGAGAUACUUAUUCCAACAGCUUAUAUCAGCUGUUAGCUACUGCCAUGCUAUGCAAAUGUGUCAUAGAGAUCUGAAGCUCGAAGACACGUUCCUGGAUGGAAGUCCCGAACCAUGUCUGAAAAUCUGUGAUUUCAGUUAUUCCAAGUCUGUUGUGCUACAAUCUUGCCCCAGCUCGAAAACUAGAACUGCGGCUUAUAUCCCACCUGAGAUCUUUUCUUGCAGCGAAUAUGAUGGCAAGAUGGCUGAUAUAUGGUCUUGCGGGGUAACUCUUUAUGUCAUGCUGGUUGGAGCACGCCCAUUUGAAGACGAGAACGACCACAGAAACUUCGGUAAAACGAUGCAAAAUAUAAAGGAUGUCCAGUACAAGAUCCCAGACGACGUUCAUAUUUCACAGGACUGCACUCAUCUCCUUUCCCUUCUAUUUAUCGCCACACCAGUCGAGUUAUAUUUAUAUAAAUGAAGCCACAUGUGUUUUCGAGAGAUAGCUUUGAUUCUCAAGUUGCUUUGGUAUUGGCCAUGUUGAUCCGCAGAGGAUUAGUAUUGCAGAUAUCAAGAAACACCCAUGGUUCCUGAAAAAUCUACCAAGUC